Messenger RNA from Mya arenaria, 5140 nucleotides. Its product is annotated as sialate O-acetylesterase-like. Gene Ontology annotation, molecular function: sialate O-acetylesterase activity. The coding region runs from base 85 to 1935 and encodes 616 amino acids. NCBI's taxonomy places the organism in Eukaryota, Metazoa, Mollusca, Bivalvia, Myida, Myidae. The record is from RefSeq and is a predicted model, not a curated record. Gene Ontology annotation, biological process: carbohydrate metabolic process. The transcript has 12 exons.
AAACUUUACUCGGAACGCUUCUUCGGUCUUAUGUUGUCGAUUUAAUAUGAGCAACAAUGAGUAAAAGUUUUUAGGAAAUUAAAUAUGUUUUACACAAUUUUUACAAUGCACAGUAAUAUAAUUUGUUUUCUGAUACUUUGUUGCUUUUGUUUUACUUGUUGUCAUCUGCAAGAACGAGUUGAAGAAUUCAACAUUGAUGUUCAAAAAUUUCAAAGGAAACUGGUUCCAUUUCAAGAUGUUGCCGAAAUUCAGUCAAGUACAAAAGGCAUCAUCAAGCAGGCAAAUUUCUCCUUUGCGUCCUACUACAAUGACCAGAUGGUUCUGCAAGGAUCCCCACGCAAGGCGAUGGUGUGGGGCUAUGCAGCGAAUGGCACACAGGGGAUGCCUGUCUUACUAACUGUGGCAGCUUUGAAUUCCACUCACACUUACAAGACAGUUGUUACACAACAGCUCAUAUGGAGUGUUGCAAUUGGUCCCUACGAGGCUGGAGGGCCAUACAAUGUGUCUGCCAAGCUGAAGUCUUCUGUGAUUACACUAACAGACAUCCUGUUUGGAGAUGUGUGGAUCUGCUCGGGUCAGUCCAACAUGCAGUACCCCAUGAGUAAAGUGUUCAACAGCACAGCAGAGCUGGCAGACACUGUCAACUACCCGGAUAUUCGGGUGUUUGUUGUGAAUGACAAGACAUCAAACAUGCCCCUCUCUGACCUUUCUGCCAAUGGUGGAAUACUUCUUCCAUGGACCAAGCCAUCUCCAGGUAAGGCCACCCACAUCUCUGACCUGUCUGCCAAUGGUGGAAUACUUCCUCCAUGGUCCAAGCCAUCUGCAGCCACCAUUGGAGGAAAGCAGUUCACCCAAUUUUCCGCAGUCUGUUGGCUCUAUGGGAAAUACCUGUAUCAGCAGCUGAAAAAACCUCUAGGUUUGGUAGAAACAAGCUGGGGUGGAACUCCUGUAGAAGCCUGGUCCUCUCCUGACGUCCUCAACAAAUGUGGCCUGAAACAGACCAAUCAGACCAAUCAACUGACACACCAUUAUGAGAGCAAUGACACCAUUGCACCUCUGGAAGGGCCUCAAGAGUUCUCUAUACUGUGGAAUGCAAUGAUCCACCCACUCCUGAACAUGUCAAUAUAUGGCGCCAUCUGGUAUCAGGGUGAAAACAAUGCCCUGGCUGGGCAUCACAUGGACAAGUAUAACUGUACGUUCCCUGGUAUGAUUGAUGACUGGAGGAAGAAGUUUCAUGCCUCCAGUGACACAGACUCUACAUUCCCUUUUGGUUUUGUGCAGCUAGCAGGCUAUCGGCCAGACUACUCGAUCAGUUCAGGUUUCCCGGACAUUCGGUGGCACCAAACGGCUGACUAUGGCUACGUUCCGAACCACCGUCUACGCAAAGUGUUUAUGGCUGUUGCCAUGGAUCUGCCAGACUUCCAAUCCCCUUUAGGAGCAAUUCAUCCCCGAGACAAGCAGGAUGUGGCUCGCCGUCUGGUGCUGGGUGGGCUGGCGGUGGGUUACGGACGGAAUGUGUCAUUUCAAGGCCCAUACCCAGUACAGGUGCACGUAUCACGGGAGCUACCCUACAACUAUACACAAGUCGAGAUACAGUAUUCAAUGGCUCUUACCCAGCUGUGGCUGGAUGGAUUUGAAAUCUGCUGUUCAUUUGCACGUCCAGCUGUGUGUGAGACGGGGAAGUCCUGGUGGCUGCCCACCACGACCAUGCAGGCAUACGACAGAGCUAAUGUGACAGAAAGCUACGCAUCCCAGUGUGACUUGGAGAGUCUUGUUGGUGUUCGCUAUGCCUGGAAGGAGUCCCCGUGCCCCUUCAAGAAUUGUGCCAUCUACGGGACCAAAAACAACCUCCCCAUGCCUCCCUUCAUCUACCACGGAGAGAGAUUUACGCGCCAUUUCAAGGCUGAUGGCAGUUUUCAUGUGGUUAUCAAAUGAUAAUCUAUGAUAUUCAAGAGAGUGAAGUUGUCAAUGUUGUCAUACUGAAUACAGUUUUGUUUUGCAUCAAAGAUGCUAUGUAUAUGUUGCUUAUUUAGACAUUUAUUUAACAUAAUGGAGGCUGAACUAUUGUAGAUUUAUAAUCUUUUUAUUAUAAUGAAAUGGGUUUUUCUUAGUAUAAAAUCUAUAUUAAGUUUGAGAUUCUACCAUAGAUGUUAUGCUAAGUUGUUAAUGUACUUUCAAGAUCAAAGCUACUACUGAUUAUAAUGUGAAAAUUCAUUGAGUAAAAUUGUGCAAUGCAUAUUGUAAUAAGUCUGUGAUAUUUUGAAGAAAAAAUCACUGAGAUUAUGCUAAACUUUUUAUAGUUUAAGGUCAAAGAUUGUUUAAAGUCUUGAUGUCGUCAACCGCAUUGUCAUGGUGCAUUUUUUCACCUUGGCCAUAACUCAUGAGCUGUUAAAGAUACUGGAAUGAAACUUGGUACAUAUCUUGCCAGACUCAGUACACUCAUGUACAGCAUGGCCUAUAACUCUGGCUUUUAUAAUUAUUGAGUUUUGCAUCUUGUCUGACUGGGGGAAAACAGAUGAGCAUUGGCUUUCGCUCUGCUGCAUUCUUGUUCUGUAUACAUUUUAUAGGCAAUACAUUGCUAUUUUGAUAUCUUGUACAUUCCAUACUGUGUAUUCACAUCACAUGCAUUUUAUAUGAAUCUCAUGUUUGAGUUUCAGUAAAUGAUGUUUACUGCUUAUAAUAAUAAUAUGAUUUGCAGAUCUGCUUUGUUUACAUUCUGUUUGAAUUUUAAUGGUGGAUGUGGCCUUUAUCAUAUCAAUUCAAUUUUAUCAUGUGUUAAAUUGUUGUGCCUUAGCUUAAAUUGUAUAAUCAUUUAAAAAAUGGCAAACAGUGGGAAGAAAAGUAUUCCUUAGGCCUUGAACCUAUUAUGCCUGUAAACUGUGUGAUAUAUUCUUUUGGGCUUCUAGGGCUGUAUACAAUAUCGUUUGUAUGUUUAACCUUUGACCUGCCUCAGUGAUACCAUUUCCUCUAUAGGUCAAAUGUAUUUUAACAAUCCAAUCAAAUCACUCAGAUUCUAAUAUGAACCUCUAUUGGUUAAUUAUUUUUACAGUAUAAUUAAAUCACUCAGAUUCUAAUCUUCAAUUUAAGUUUAAUCUAAGUUGUUUUUGAACAUGGCCCCUGGGGUGUAUAUGUCGUAUUAUUUUAUUAUAUUUUUAGUUGGAAAAGACUGCUCUUAGUAUAAUCAAAAUGGAAAGUUAAUAUUAUCAAAAUAAGAACAUAGAGACAAUGUAAUUUACGAAAGUAACAGUUUAAAGGUUACAAAUCUAUUAAUUUGUAACAUGGGUUUCUUGAGUAACACAUGUAUCACAUGGGUUUUUAGAGUAAGAAGUUUAUAAAUGUAUCACAUGGGUUUCUUGAGUAACAAGUUUAUAAAUGUAUCAUAUGGUUUCUUGAGAAACAGAUUGAUGAAUGUAUCACAUGGGAUUCUAAAGUAACAAGUUUAUAAAUGUAAUGCAUGGGAUUCUACAGUAACAAAUUUAUAAAUGUAUCACAUGGGUUUCUAGAUUAACAAAUUUAUAAUGUUUCACAUGGGUUUCUAUUGUUACAAAAAAUUUUAACAUAUCACAUGGGUUUUUGAUUAACAAUUUUAUAAAUAUAUCAUUAUAACACUAAGCUGGCUGGACCAGCAUUUAUAUUGAUAAGACUUUCCUUGCUUUUGUGUUGUAAAGAUUCAAAAAGUGCUUCAAGCCUUAUUUUAAAAAUUACCUUACAACUAUUUAAUUAUUAUUAUGAUUUUUACAUAUACCAAGUAUACAGCUUGUUUGUGUGUUUGUAUCUGUGUAUGUGGUGUAAGUUUGUUGGUGAUUGUAUCUGUGUAUGUGGUGUAAGUUUGUUGGUGAUUGUAUCUGUGUAUGUGGUGUAAGUUUGUUGGUGUUUGUAUUUGUGUAUGUGGUGUAAGUUUGUUGGUGUUUGUAUCUGUGUAUGUGGUGUAAGUUUGUUGGUGAUUGUAUCUGUGUAUGUGGUGUAAGUUUGAUGGUGUUUGUAUCUGUGUAUGUGGUGUAAGUUUGUUGGUGAUUGUAUCUGUGUAUGUGGUGUAAGUUUGUUGGUGUUUGUAUCUGUGUAUGUGGUGUAAGUUUGUUGGUGAUUGUAUCUGUGUAUGUGGUGUAAGUUUGUUGGUGUUUGUAUCUGUGUAUGUGGUGUAAGUUUGUUGGUGUUUGUAUCUGUGUAUGUGGUGUAAGUUUGUUGGUGAUUGUAUCUGUGUAUGUGGUGUAAGUUUGUUGGUGAUUGUAUCUGUGUAUGUGGUGUAAGUUUGUUGGUGAUUGUAUCUGUGUAUGUGGUGUUUAAACAUUUGUGUCUCUAGUUCAUUGUUGUUUGGGCCCUUGCCUUGUGCUCCUAAACAGGGUUUAUUUUUGAAUGUUUUGACUUCUGGGCUUGUCCCUGUAUUUUUAUGCCCCCUUUUGAAAAAAGUGGGGUAUAUUGUUUUGCACAUGUCGGUCGGUCGGUCGGUCGGUCGGUCGGUCUGUCUGUCUGUCGGUCGGUCGGAAUACCAAAUGGUUUCCGAUCAAUAACUUGAGAACGCUUUGACCGAGGGACCUCAUACUUGGUAUGUGUAUUGGUCAUCACCAGCAGAUGAACCCUAUUGAUUUUGAGGUCAGUGGGUCAAAGGUCAAGGUCAGUGUGACCUUUACAUGAAAAACGGUUUCCGAUCAAUAACUUGAGAACGCUUUGACCCAGGAACCUCAUACUUGGUAGGUGUAUUGGUCAUGACCAGCAGAUGAACCCUAUUGAUUUUGAGGUCAGUGGGUCAAAGGUCAAGGUCAGUGUGACCUUAACAUGAAAAACGGUUUCCGAUCAAUAACUUGAGAACGCUUUGACCCAGGGACCUCAUACUAGAUAGGCUUAUUGGUCAUGACCAGCAGAUGAACCCUAUUGAUUUUGAGGUCAGUGGGUCAAAGGUCAAGGUCAGUGUGACUGUAAGCUGAAAAAAGGUUUUCUGAUUGUCCAUAUUUUAUUUAAGUGUCCAAAUCCUACUAACAAUUUGGCUCCCAAGGGGGCAUAAAUGUUUCACUAACAUCUCUUGUUUUUUUUUUUUUUAUUGUAUAAUGUAUUAUCUAUUCAGAAAUAUUUUUGUGAUAUAAGGAAUAUACCAUAUAUAAAUGACUUGUAUUCUUGUAUUGAAUAAAAUUAUUUUCCCCUGUUA